Molecule: messenger RNA, 1359 nt
Organism: Yamadazyma jaroonii
Lineage: Eukaryota; Fungi; Ascomycota; Pichiomycetes; Serinales; Debaryomycetaceae
Source: the annotation of a GenBank genome assembly
AUGGUCAGUGAAGUUAAAAAAGGGUAUUUGGACCCCAAACAUAUCGAAUGGGAAUUUGGUGGACCAAUUGGUGUCACUAUUAUGAUGGGAUUUUUCCCAUUAUUGAUGUGGUACAUGUGGAUCAGUUUACAAUUCUAUGAAGGUUUUGCUUUCCCUCACGACGGUCAAGAUUGGUUUCAAUUUUCAAGAGAAUUUGGAAGUUACUUUGUGGAAUAUGGUAUUCCGUCUUUCAAGAGUUGGUUUGUUUUCACUGCUUUCGUGGUCGUUCAAGGUGUUUUCUACGUGACUUUACCUGGUUUCUGGUCAAAAGGUUUACCAUUAGCUCAUUUAAAUAACGAACAAUUACCAUAUUUUUGUAAUUCAUUGGCUUCCGUUUACGUUAGCACCGCUUUAAUUUUUGUUUUCAAUCAUUUUGGAAUUUUCCAUAUCAGUUACUUAAUCGAUAACUUCGGUGAAAUCAUGACUUGUGCUAUUGUUUAUGGUUUAUUGUUUUCUUUUGGUUUAUACUUCUACACCAUGUAUGUUUCUCAUGACUACCAUGAUUUAACAGGUAACAUGAUGUAUGAUGUUUGGAUGGGAGCUUCAUUGAAUCCAAGAAUUGGUAAAUACUUAGAUUUAAAGAUGUUUUUCGAAGUCAGAAUUCCAUGGUACAUUUUAUACUUCCUCGCCAUUUCACUUGUAUUCAAACAACAAGAACAAUAUGGGUACAUCACUCCACAAGCUUUGUUUGUUCUUUUUGCCCACUGGCUUUAUGCUCAUGCUUGUUCCAAAGGUGAAGAAUUAAUCACUGCCAGUUGGGACAUGGCUUACGAAAAAUUUGGUUUCAUGUUAAUUUUCUGGAACAUUGCUGGUGUUCCAUUCACUUACAGUUUAUGUACCUUAUACUUAGCUUACAAUGACCCUGAAGAAUAUAAUUGGUCUGCAGGCUACAUGUUCUUGUUGUAUACUAUCGUCUUCGUCGGUUACUACUUCUUUGACACUGGUAAUCGUCAAAAAUAUGAAUUCAGAAGAACUAUUGCCAAUGUUCCACCAGCAAGAAAAACUUUCCCAUAUUUACCAUAUUCAAAAGUUGAAAAUCCUAAAUAUUUAAAAACCAAACAAGGUUCUUACUUGAUGAUUGAUGGUUGGUACGUUUGGGCCCGUAAGAUCAAUUACACCGCUGACUAUUUUAUGUGUUUAACCUGGGCUUUAGUUUGUGGUGUUAAUUCACCAUGGCCAUGGUUCCACCCUGUUUUCUUUGCCGUUGCUUUAUUACAAAGAAAUUACAGAGAUCAAAGAAAAUGUGAAAAGAAAUAUGGUGAUGAUUGGGAUGAAUACUUAAAGCAUUGUCCAUGGACUUUCAUUCCUUAUGUUUAUUAG